Messenger RNA from Plenodomus lingam JN3, 1155 nucleotides. NCBI's taxonomy places the organism in Eukaryota, Fungi, Ascomycota, Dothideomycetes, Pleosporales, Leptosphaeriaceae. The record is from RefSeq and is a predicted model, not a curated record.
AUGGAGGCCGACAAAGCAAACGCGAUAUACAACGACUUUGUGGCUCACAAAAGCAGGAUUGAUCAUAAGAGCAAUGUCCUGCGACUUUCCAAGAGUAUGAAGCCUGGAUUCACCUCCUCAAUCUCGAUACUGACUUUGGUAGAAUACAAUUGUACGAUUGAAGAUGUUGCCGACCUUGCUUUGGCCACAUACAUGAUACCAGACCUCAGUGAUCCUGAAAAGAAAAGGCAGCUCCCGCCCAGCAAGCACAAGCCAAUGGCCGGCCUCAUGCUCCAGGGAUGCGCGCACAAUGCUGACCCGCUGGCCAUUGUUCAUAUCCUCUCCGCCAUUUACUUGAACAUGGCAACUUCUCAUGCAACAGCCCAUGAAAUAGCCCUCUUGUUCCCAGAGAGCGAGAUUGCCAAAUAUCACUCCACGCUAGAAGACCUAUGCUCAAAAUCGGAAAAGAUUGCGCUUGGUCCAGACUGCCUGACCCUAAAGGGGCUGUUUCUUGAAAAGCGAGGACAGACGGAAAAAGCAAAAGAGGCAUUUCAGCUCGCGAUUAAACGAUCUCAUCUCCAACCUGGUGUUGGUGCCAAAAAUCCAUUGUUACUGCCGCUCAUCGCGCCAUGGAAUGCACUCGGCUAUCUCCUAGCAUCAAACAAAGAUCCGACCGUGCAAGCACAAGCCAAGACAUACUUUUUGCUUGGUGCAAAAGAAGCCGAUGACCCAUUGUCGUGCUACGAAGUAGCCAAAUAUGAGACGAGAACAAGCCCCGAUUGGCUCAAAUGGACCAGCAAAGCGGCAGCAUCAGGCCACGCACAAGCAAGCUUCGACUUGGCCGAGUUUUACCAGGAGCUCAGCAAAGACCCACAGCCUAUACUGAAGUCUAGCGGGAUGCGAAAGGCGCUCAACUGGCUCUUGAAGUGGAGGCCUGAUGAUGCGGGUAUGCUGGCACGGGAGUGGCUUCAGGUUGCUUCUAACCUAGGCCACAAGCCUGCUGCACUGCAGUUGGCUGAUUACUGCGAGUCCGUGGGAGACUAUCAAGGUGCCACUGAGCAUUUCAGACGUAUAUUGGAGCAACCACAUUCGGCUGCACAGGUUGAAGCAUGGCCGCAAAUUGUACGACAGGCGCAGAGGCGACUUGACACGCUGCGUACCAAGAUGCCCGCAUGA